This is a messenger RNA of Platichthys flesus (European flounder), 2596 nucleotides long. It is a transcript of the gene cldn19, whose product is annotated as claudin 19. The coding region runs from base 521 to 1174 and encodes 217 amino acids. Gene Ontology annotation, cellular component: plasma membrane; bicellular tight junction. The record is from RefSeq and is a predicted model, not a curated record. The transcript is spliced from 5 exons. Gene Ontology annotation, molecular function: structural molecule activity. Lineage: Eukaryota; Metazoa; Chordata; Actinopteri; Pleuronectiformes; Pleuronectidae. Gene Ontology annotation, biological process: cell adhesion; bicellular tight junction assembly.
UUUUUUCCUGCUACCCCUCAUUGAGCCACUUGAGCCUGGAGCAGAUGGAAAGACUGUAGUGGGGGGAAAGUAAGCGAGUAGCAGAGAGAGCGAGAGAGAGAGAAUUGGAGGAAACCAUGCAGUCAGUGAGGCAGACCAGCGACAAUGCUUGACGAACUGAACCAGUGAUCAUCAUAAAGCCGUUCUUCCACUUUGACUGAGCUCCUGAGGGUACAAGAAAUCUGACAGGACAGCCCAGAGGGGAAACAUCGACUCAACGAUAAAGCAGAGACGGGCUAAACGAUUCCCAGGACGUUGGGAUAGAAAGAAAGAAAGAGAUAGAAACAAGGAGAGGGAGUUCUACAGAUGAGAGCUGAAGCAGAGGGGUAGAAGGAGAUGCUCAGUGGGAAAGGACAGUGAAGAGAAGAGUGAAACAAGUAACGGGAUUACUGCAAGUGGGUCCAUCUAAGCCAAAGCUGCUGCAAGUAAAGCAGAGACAGACAAAGAUCAGACAGAGUCAGAAAGACAGAACUAGACAAGGAUGGCCAACUCAGGUCUCCAGUUGUUGGGUUAUUUCCUGGCGCUGGGCGGCUGGAUCGGCAUCAUCUCCACCACCGCCUUACCCCAGUGGAAGCAGUCGUCAUACGCCGGCGAUGCCAUCAUCACAGCCGUGGGUCUGUACGAGGGGCUGUGGAUGAGCUGCGCCUCGCAGAGCACAGGACAGGUGCAGUGCAAGAUCUUUGACUCCAUGCUCUCGCUGGACAUCCACAUCCAGACAUGUCGGGCCCUCAUGGUGGUGUCAGUGCUGCUGGGCUUUAUCGGCAUCAUCGUCAGCGUGGUGGGCAUGAAGUGCACCAAGGUGGGAGAUAACAACCCAGCCACCAAGACUCGCAUCGCAGUGACCGGAGGCGCCCUCUUCCUGCUCGCAGGUCUAUGUACUCUGGUGUCUGUGUCCUGGUAUGCCACUCAGGUGUCCUAUCUGUUCUUCAACCCAAAUACACCGCCCAACGCCAGGUAUGAGUUCGGCUCAGCCCUGUUCGUGGGCUGGGCGGCGGCCAGUCUGACGGCACUGGGCGGCUCCUUGCUGUGCUGCUCCUGCUCCAAAGACAUGCGAGGACAGCAAUAUUACCGCCAAUCACAGCCCUCCACAGCCAGGGAGGCAGAGUUGUUGAGUGAAACUAGUUUCCCUGACUGAUCAGCCCCCGCCUUUUUAUCCAGGACUGUCCGACUGUCCAAGCACUGUCUUCCCUUUUUUAUCCCGUUACUUCUUAGACUCAAUUUGGACCUCUUGUAGAAGAAUAUUUCCCUUUCCUCUGUGCUAUAUCAGUUUGAAUGGGAACUCAGAUGAACUGCCUUCUCCCGUUUUUGUCUGACCUUCUGAGCCUUUUCUGUAAAUAUGGACUCUCAUCUGAUCAGAUCUUUUCUUUAAGAAAUGCGUUGGCCUCCUCCUUCAUCUCAGCUUAUAAACACCUCCCCCGCCCCCCUCUGCCCCUUUAUCAACUGAAAGUUAACAAUGAGGGUUUGAAUGAUGAUCGCUGAUUGAUGAUUUUGCUGAUAUCCUAUGACCUCUGGGUGUUUUUGUAAAUGUGUUAGGGUUUAUUUUGUUUCCUCUGUGACUGUACUUUGACUGAAAUGUGUCUUUUUUUUCCCUUUUGAAUUGCAGACCAAAUGUUAAAAGUACCCCACCAGAGAAAAGGGAGCAGUACUUGUAGUUUGGGAGAGUCUUCUGGCCUUUCCAUGGUUUAGAUACUGUCAACAGACAAAUCCCUCUCACCGAGGUAUUCAAAACAGACAACACUCAAGUAUAUUCAAGUAUAUUGUGGCAACAUUAACUUCAGUCUUUGUUCAAGUAAAAUAAAUUGAUUUUGAGAGGUUAAAAUGAAAUAGUUGUUUCAGAGGGAAUAAAAAAGAUGAUCCUUGUUUUGUCUGUUUUGCUGACUUUGGGAGAGAGAGCAUUCAGGGUAUGUUUUCUAUAAUAUGUUAAAAUGCCCAGGUGUAUAUACCACCUAUUCUAUUCUUCCUUUUUUUUUUUACUACAUAUAUAAUGUUUUACUACAGUGCCUUAUAACACAUGUUUGUGCACUUGUAUGUUUGGAUUCUUCCUAGUCUCCCAUCCCAUCUGAGGGAUGUGUAUCCAUAGCUCCUCUGCCAACAGAUCUGUACACUUUUUUUCUGUUGUUGGAUUUCUGAAAAUGAAUGUGAAGCUACCAUAAAAUACCACUGAUGAAACAACAAUGACAUACAUUGCUACAGAUAAGGCCGUGUGCACUGUUUGUAAGAAGCUUUGUGCCUGUUUCCAAGUAGCCUGGAUUGAGGAUAUAUCAAGCACAUUCAUUUUGUUUUGUUAAGUGCCAUUAUGAUUUUGUGUGACUGGCGGAGUCGUUGUAUUUUUGGCUCAAGAGGAUACUGUACUGUGUGCUGUCUCCUGUACUAAGGAACGCCAGUUUGCUGAGUGUUCAAAUACCCUUCUGAUGCCUGCAUUUAUUUACCAUGCCAUUCCUGUCGCUAAUAUUUACCUCCUCUAUGUUGUGUAUUAUCUCAUUUACAGUAUUCCCCUGUCUGUUUCUUUUAGAAUAAAGCAAACAGCGAUUAAAAAAAAGGGAUUUGGCUGAGUCAG